AUGGCAUGUGCAGAGGGCAGCAGGGCGCACGGGGCGCACAGGGCAGCAGGGCAGCAGGGCGCACAGGGCAGCAGGGCAGCAGGGCGCACAGGGCUGCAGGGCAGCAGGGCGCGCGGGGCGAACAGGGCAGCAGGGCGCACAGGGCUGCAGGGCAGCAGGGCGCACAGGGCUGCAGGGCAGCAGGGCGCGCGGGGCGCGCAGGGCAGUAGGACAGCAGGGCGCGCGGGGCGCGCAGGGCUGCAGGGCAGCAGGGCGCGCGGGGCGAACAGGGCAGCAGGGCGCACAGGGCUGCAGGGCAGCAGGGCGCGCGGGGCGCGCAGGGCUGCAGUGCGCGCAGGGCGCGCAGGGCAGCAGGACAGCAGGGCGCGCAGGGCGCGCAGGGAUGCAGGGCGCGCGGGGCGCACAGGGCAGCAGGGCAGCAGGGCGCGCGGGGCGCAUCAGGGCUGCAGGGCGCGCGGGGCGCACAGGGCAGCAGGGCAGCAAGGCGCACAGGGCUGCAGGGCAGCAGGGCGCGCGGGGCGCGCAGGGCUGCAGGGCGCGCAGGGCGCGCAGGGCAGCAAGACAGCAGGGCACACAGGGCGCGCAAGGCUGCAGGGCGUGCGGGGCGCACAGGGCAGCAGGGCAGCAGGGCGCGCGAGGCGCAGCAGGGCUGCAGGGCGCGCGGGGCACACAGGGCAGCAGGGCAGCAGGGCAGCAGGGCGCACAGGGCUGCAGGGCAGCAGGGCGCACAGGGCUGCAGGGCAGCAGGGCGCACGGGGCGCACAGGGCUGCAGAUCCUCUCCCCCCAACUGCUGCACCCGCAGCAGGAGGAUGGAGGAGAAGGGAGGGGGGGGGGGGGGGGGGGUGUGGGUGCUGCAGAUCCCCUCCUGCCACCCGCUGAACCUCCAAGCUCCCCCAUACUCUCCCCCCACAGCAGCAGGCGCAGCCGUGAGAGGGGGGAGGGGGGGGGGGGGGGAGGGGGGGCUGGUGCUGCAGAUCCCCUCCCCCCAGGGAUGGAGGAGAAAGGGGGGGGGAGGGGGGCGAGGGGGGCUGGUGCUGCAGAUCCCCUCCUGCCACCCCCUUAACCUCCAAGCUCCCUGCCCCCCUCCCAACACAAGAGCUGCGCGUGUGAUUGCAAGGCGCGCGGGCAGGAAGAAACCGUCACCCCUCUUGCCACCCCCUUUCCCUCCAUGA
Messenger RNA from Closterium sp. Naga37s-1, 1173 nucleotides. The record is from the annotation of a GenBank genome assembly. Lineage: Eukaryota; Viridiplantae; Streptophyta; Zygnematophyceae; Desmidiales; Closteriaceae.